ACUGAAACGUCUGUUAGGCCUUCUGCAUUCAUUUCAUAAAGCCUCCACUUUACAUCCCUCCUCCUUUUUGCUGGUUUGUGUCACAAACCCGGGUUCGAGGAGGGUGACACUGCAGCAGAUCUCAUUGCUCACCCUGCUCCAGCCAUGGGCAAAAAGGACUGUCCUGAGGGCCAGAGGUGGGACAGACUCCUCAUGGCCUGUGUGACCGACAGUAAAGAAACCAGACUACGGACUGAACAACCCAGAGUUAAUCUGACAUUCCCGUCAGAGCCGCCCAUGACCGCCGUUGGCCAGCUCCGAGCAACAGAAGCCACAACCCCGACCGAAUCCAUGAUGGCACUGAAUCCAUUCCUGUGGAUCUUUGUGGUUCUGGCCACACUGGGCUCCAUCUUGGCUCUGGCUCUUUGGUUUAUCAUAUACAGACGACAGACCAGACGCAGCAGCACCCCCGCAGAGGAGGCGCUGCCAGCACUGGAGCUUCUUCACAACACAGACCCACCUGCUGAAUUCCAUUCAGAAAGAAACGGCCAAGGGGAGAUGUUUCAGAGAGCAGCAGAGACCUCUUCGCUCUGUCAUCACCAGCAUCUGGGGGCCCAGACUGGCACAAAAUGGGAGGACAACUUCAACGCAUGCAGAGGCCCUGCAGGACAUGCAGGACCGGAGGGGGGUGGAGUUCUGUCAGCAUGCAGCACCAUGGUGGAGCACAGGAUCCCACUUCCUGCCACAGAGCUCGGCGGCACUGCCUUAGUUACCACGAAAACCGUGUAGAGCCGCGUGUGCUGGUAUUACUCAUGCUGUGACAUGAUUCAAAAUUGUAUCACCUCACAGUAAUUGCAUUACUUCCAAGCUGAACAGCAGGGCAUUUGCUCAUAUGUAAAGAUGUUCUGCCGUUCUUCAGGGACUUUGCUCUUUGCUGGAGGGGUUGAGUUGCUCUGCCUUCCUCUAAAAUACACCUAAGGUGUUCUGUUGGUUUCAAGUCUGGCAACAUACUUGACCAGAUCAUAAUGUUCAUUUUGAUCUUCUGAAAUACUCCAGUGUGAUUUUUGGCAGAGUGCUUUGGAUCAUUAUCAUGCUGGAACUUUCCUCUUCUACCAAGCUUCUGUAGACUAGCUUGUCAGUUAGUAUUUUGGUACAUCCACAGGCCUCCCACCUCCAUGCUUCACUGUCAAAGGUAGACUUGGCCGGAUUCACACCAAACAUGCUGACAGCAUCUGAACAAUACAAAUUUACCAGGUCAGAUCUGACAGUAAAGGAAUCUUAAUUUUGCGCUUGAGAGCAACAAAGAGUUUGUUAUUAAGAGAAAUUCUCCACUUGCCAGCUUCGCAAAAAUGCAAUUAUUGAGAGGCGAUAAAGUUUGGAGUCCUCUGACAUUUAAGUGAUGUUGCACCUCUGUUGUACAAUGUAAAUUUGUUUGUCAUAUUGUGGGACUCGUCUCCAUUUUGAAGACGAAAAACAAGUUUGAUUAAGGUGAAUUUACAAGGAAUGUCAAGUCGAUUUAACGUCCUCUAAUGUGAUGGAAAGAUGUGUUCUUUGAAGCUUUUCUUCACUGUGUUUAUUCUCUGUGAGCUGAGAAUUCUACCCGUCUACCAUGUUUUUAUGGUUUAACUAUUAGAAUUUUCUACAGUUGUUGUUGUUAUCGUUGUUUCUUAUUGCAAAGUGUUGUUAAAAGAAAAAAAAACAAGGAAGCUGCUUUGUAUGUUUUGCCAUUUUUCAAAGAUUUUUCAUUAAAACACAAAAUCAUCACAGACACA
Molecule: messenger RNA, 1751 nt
Organism: Acanthochromis polyacanthus (spiny chromis)
Lineage: Eukaryota; Metazoa; Chordata; Actinopteri; Pomacentridae
Exons: 3
Coding region: 145-768 (207 amino acids)
Source: RefSeq, a predicted model, not a curated record